Closterium sp. NIES-65 is the source of this 1326-nucleotide messenger RNA. The record is from the annotation of a GenBank genome assembly. Lineage: Eukaryota; Viridiplantae; Streptophyta; Zygnematophyceae; Desmidiales; Closteriaceae.
AUGGGUGCGGUGUCUCCCGCCCUGCGAUUAGCCGCGUCGCGAUUAAGACCGUUCAGCCGCCAGAUCAGUCUCGCCGUCGCGUUCCCGUUCAUCUGGAUGCUCGUCUCCUCCAUCACGCGCAACAACCUCGCCGGGAGCGAGCCGUUUGUUGAUUUGAUUCGAUAUAAGGCAGUGCCUAUAACGGGGAUAAAGAUCCCUGUGACGAUCGUCAACGACACAUUCGGAGGCUUAGCGGUGUGUCUGGACGGCACACCGCCCGGAUUCCACUUUCAGGCAGGGUCAGGCGAGGGAGCUGACAAGUGGGUCAUCUUUCUCGAGGGUGGCGCCUGGUGUGAUUCAGUCAACGAUUGCUACAACCGAUCGCUCACCAAGCUAGGAUCGUCCAAUCACAUGCAGCCAUACUCGUUCAUUGGCAUUCUCUCUCCCAACCCUGCGAUCAACCCUGAGUUCUUCAGUUGGAACCGUGUGGUGGUGCGCUACUGCGACGGCGCUUCGUUCUCUGGCAACAAGAGCUACCGCAUCAAAGUACCGGGGACCAACACGUUCAUCUUCUUCCGAGGCAAGCACAUCAUGCCGGCCAUUGUGAGCCAUCUCCUGCAGCACCACAACCUGCGGGCGGCAUCGCACGUCCUAUUCGGGGGAGGCUCAGCCGGUGCGCUGGCAGCCUUCCUGCACUGUGAUUGGUUCGCCAGAACAAUGCUGGAGGUGUCUCAACAACCAAACUCCUCCCUCUCUGCUUCUGCUCCUGCUGCUGAUGGCGCUACUGGUGGUACUGCUGGUGCUCCUGCUACUGCUGCUGCUGCUGCUUCUGCAUCCUCCCCAUCCUCCUCCUCCCCGCCACCCCCGGUGGUGAAGUGCAUGGGCGACGGGGGUGUGUUUCUGGACACCAAGGACGUGGGAGGGCAGCACGAGAUGAGGAAGCGCUUCUCAGCCGUCGUCAGGCUACAGAACGUGUCGGUGCACGAGGGUUGUUUUGAUCGACUCACAAAUCGCACAGCGGAGCGAUGGAAGUGUUUCUUUCCCGAGUAUUUCCUCCCGCUGCUGCACACCCCUCUCUUCAUCGGCAACACCCUCUAUGACUCCUGGCAGAUGAACUAUUCGUUUGCCAUCCCAGCGUCCUUCAAAUCCCAGCACUGGGACGAGUGCCGGUUGGCAUUGGUGGAUUGCCCCGGACAGCUUCUUCGGAAAUUCCACACCUACCGAGCCGAAAUGGGGAGCAGGCAGGGCAAGGGUGGGGCAGCGGCAGUAGAUGGUUGCAGUGGUGGCUACCUGGUGGGGGAGGGGCAACAGGGGGGAAAGGGGGAAAGGGCGGCCUUAUCUCAGUGA